AUGGAUCUCGGCACCGUGCUCCGCCGCCUUGAGCGCCGCCGCUACGUCUAUCCAACUGCGUUCGCGGACGACGUCCGCCUCACGUUCCGGAACGCCUUGUCAUAUAACAACCAGGGCGACCCCGUUUACGAGAGCGCCGCCGAGCUCUCCGGGAUAUUCGAGGCCAGGUGGGCUUCCAUCGAAGCGGAGCUCCCGCACCCGCUCCCGCCAGACGACGAGCACAUGGCGAGGUUGAACGACAAGCUGCCGCGGUUGCCGGUGGCCGGGGUCCCCGAGAAGCGGGAUGUGCGCCUGCCGAAGGAAAAGGGGAAGAUGGCGGUCAAUCUGAGCAAGGCGGAUGCCGCGGCUCUGGAUGAGCUUGACCGGCUGGUCCCACAGCAUGGAGCCGCUCACGCCGAUGUGAACUCCCCGAUGCAGCUACACACAGGAUUAUUCUCCAGUGUGAAGAAUUAUGGUUCCGAACUGAUUGUUCACAGUUGA
This is a messenger RNA of Miscanthus lutarioriparius, 480 nucleotides long. Lineage: Eukaryota; Viridiplantae; Streptophyta; Magnoliopsida; Poales; Poaceae. The record is from the annotation of a GenBank genome assembly.